ACUGAAGGACUAGCAUUAAGCAGUGGUAUCAGGCAACAGCAUAUCAAUGUUGCUCCUUCUACAGGAUCUUUUCCUAAUUGGAGAUCUAUACUAUCACCAACACGGCCUUCCACAGAAACGAAGACUUCCUCAGUAGCUGAUGUUUCUAUGGGACAGACUUUGGAGAAUGCAAACUUGCUUCAGAUGAUAAAAACGACACUGACUGGCACACGUAGCAGGGCUUUGGAUCAAACCCAUCUGUCGCCCACCCUUUAUCAAGGGAGUGGGAACAGUGCGUCCCAGGAACCUGCUGAAGUUUCAGCUGAGUUGCCUCUGAGGACAUCAUCUCAAGAUGCGGAUGAAACAGCUGCUGUAUCAGUGUUAUCUGGAGUAUCUUCUGGUGCAAUACCUACAGUAGGAACUUCAGAAGCAAAACCACUAACAAGAAAAUCAUCUCCAGCUUCACCAGUGCCAGCUGCUUCUUUCUUUUCUCUGGGCACUGAAAACACACCUUUGCCAUCUGUGAUGGCUUUAAGCACACCCAUACUGACACUAACAAAAAAUAACACUGCCACGAAAUUGGCAUCAGAUCUAAGCUCAGUAGGAACACACACAGAUUUUCCUUUUGCAACAAGAAACACAACUGCAUCACCUGUGGACGUGACAGCUAUGCUCAUAACCCCUAAAAGCAGCACGGUCACAGCUUCCACACUUGCACCCACAGCACACGUACCAAGGCAGAUAGAAACAACAGUAACUGACACCCAGAAGUUCCCAAGCUCAGAAAUCACCAAAACGUCAACUCCGUAUCCACUGACAAUUACAGCAGCUUUGACAUCUAUUACAGCAUCAGCGAAAACAACUAGGCUUCCCCCUACUCCAGUGGAAAACACCUCUGCUUCUCCCGAAACCACGGCAGCAGCCGCUUUCGCUAACAUGACAGCAGCUCCUACCCUGGAUUGCCGGCUCUCCAGGAACCUUAUGGUUAAAACAGUUUUGUUUCUGAACACGAGGAGGAUGCUGAUCAGCAAUCCCUUCAAGGAGAGCGUGAGAAAAGGACUCAAUCAAGUGCUGAGACAAGCUUUCAACCAAAAUGUCAGUGCUCAGGUUGAAAUCCUGGAGCAAUCAAAUAACCUAACAGUUGGUUACUACGUUACACUGGGGAGACUGGUUUUUAUGCCAGCUGCUGUAAUUGAAAGGCUUCUUGCGUACGGCAUUAGCAACGCCACAGCAGACAUAAAGCAGCAUGUACCACAUCUCCAGUCCGUGGCGGCCCUGGCCUUGCCGUGGAAGCCCCUUCCCGCGUACCACUUCCAGCUGAAAACAGAGCUGCAGUUUGUGGGUCAAACAGACAACAUACAGUCAUGCAAAUUUGUUCAGACCAUGGAGCAACGGUUACAGAGAGCGUUUCAGGAUGCUGAAAGAAAGGUCUUAAACACCAGCAACAACUUAACAGUUCAGAUUUUGAACACCUCCAAUGUCUCCCAAGCUGUCACUCUGUUUUAUGUAGUGAACAAUCAAAGCACAACUCUAAAUGGCACUAUUUCCAGCAACCUUCUUAAUCAGCUGUCCGCUGAGCUGGUGGGUUUCUAUCUAACCUACCCGCCUCUCACCAUUGCAGAAUCUUUGGAGUAUCCAAACCUUGAUGUCUCAGAGUCAACUAGAGACUACUGGGUGAUAACAGUUAUUCAAGGGGUUGAUAUUGCAUUACUGGGACUGAACAAUCAGAGCUUUGCAAGAUUAAUGGAGCAGCGUUUGGCCCCACUGUUUAUGAUGUCCCAUCAGCAAGGAAGACGAUUCAAACGUGCCACUACUGUGGGCAGCUACACUGUGCAGAUGGUAAAAAUCCAACGUAUUCCAGGACCCAAGGAGCCAGCUGAACUGACAUACUAUACUUUAUACAACGGGAAACCUUUGCUGGGCACUGCAGCUGCCAAAAUUUUGAGUACCGUUGACUCCCAGCGGAUGGCCUUGACACUAGGUUAUGUUAUUCAAGUUCAAGCUGAUCCUGUGGUGAAGAACCCCCCGAACAACCUGUGGAUCAUUGCAGCGGUGCUGGCUCCCAUUGCUGUGGUUACCGUUAUCAUCAUCAUCAUCACAGCGGUUCUGUGCAGAAAGAACAAGAACGACUUCAAACCAGACACCAUGAUGAACCUGCCUCAGAGAGCUAAACCAGUACAAGGCUUUGACUAUGCCAAGCAACACUUAGGUCAGCAGGGAGCUGAAGAUGAGGUUUUACCUGUAACUCAGGAGACUGUCAUACUUCCACUUCCAGUUAGAGAUGCUCCUGCCUCCCAGGAAAGAGAAAUUACUCAGGAUGGGAGCACCAUUAAAACUGCCAAAUCCAAUGAAACAAGGAAAAGCCGGUCCCCAAGUCAGAACGGCUCCAUCAUCAGCAACGGGUCGGGAAAGCCCAGCUCCGGCCGGAGCUCCCUCCAGAAAGUCAUGGCACCGCAAAAAGUGACAAAAGACGAAGGAAGGAAAAGAAACGUGCCUGUAAGUGAUGAAGAGGAAGGAGGCGUUCUCUUUGAUAACAUUGCCAAAUCUGCCAUUGACCCCUUCGACACCUCUUCUGGAUCUGUACAGCUGAUAGCUAUCAAACCUGUGGCACUACCUGCUGUUCAUGCUGCAUCAGAUAGGAGCCAGGAAUCUGCCAUCAUUAAUGGAGAGGUAAACAAGGCUUUGAAGCAGAAGUCUGAUAUAGAACAUUACCGCAACAAGCUGCGCUUGAAAGCCAAGAGGAAGGGGUACUAUGAUUUCCCACAGGUUGAUAACAACAAGGGGCUGACAGACAGAAAAAGGAUGUAUGAAAAAAACCAGAAAGAACUUGACCACAUUUUGGAUCCAGAUGCAGAUGUCUCGUCUCCAUUUGCUGAGCCUAAGAACAGGCAACCAAUGAAGAACUCAGUAUACAGAAGCAGGCAGUCUUUGAACAGUCCUAGCCCAGGAGAAACUGAGAUGGAUCUUCUUGUGACUCGAGAAAGACCUAGACGUGGAAUCCGUAACAGUGGAUAUGAUACUGAGCCUGAAAUUAUAGAAGAAACAAAUGUUGACCGUGUCAACGAGCCUCGGAGUUACACCAGGUCCCGUCAGGCCAAAGGCCACUCGGAGACCUCAACUUUAAGUUCUCAGCCCUCCAUUGAUGAGGUUCGACAGCAGAUGCAUAUGCUCUUGGAAGAGGCUUUCAGCCUGGCCUCUGCGGGCCACGGAGGACAGAGCAGGCAGGAGGCGUACAGCUCAGCACCGCACUUGCCCUACUCGGAGGUUGUGACCAGUGCUCCUGGUACCAUGACCCGACCUAGAGGGGGGGUACAGUGGGUACCCACAUACAGACCAGAAAUGUAUCAGUACAGUUUACCACGACCAGCUUACAGAUUUUCUCAGCUUCCUGAGAUGGUAAUGGGUUCUCCUCCUCCUCCUGUCCCUCCCAGAACAGGUCCUGUGGCUGUUGCCUCUCUCAGGAGGUCUACAUCAGAUAUUGGCAGCAAAGUGAGAAUACCUGAGUCCAGUGGGGCAGAUCAGGCCCAGCAUCAUGAUCAGGCCUCUUUUGCACCUGGUUCGAGAGCUCCGAUGUCUGUUGGUCCACUUGAUCAAUCAGCUUUUCACUCAGGAAAUACUGUACCAGCAGUGUUUGCCAUACCAGCAGCGAACCGACCUGGCUUCACAGGCUAUUUUAUCCCAACACCACCCACCGCAUACAGGAACCAAGCCUGGAUGCCCUAUGCUGGAGAGAAUGAAUUACCAGGGCAGUGGGCAGACUCAGUUCCACUACCUGGAUACAUCGAGGCUUAUCCGAGGCCCCGCUACCAACAUAAUUCUCCUUCGCGACUUCCUCGCCAAUACAGCCAACAAGCGAGCAUGCAUCCCAGCCUGGAACAAGCUCCUUUGCCGUCCACCGCAGCUUCUCAGCAGAGCCUGACAGAAAAUGACCCGUCUGAUGCUCCUCUCACCAACAUUUCUACAGCUGCCCUUGUAAAGGCAAUAAGAGAAGAAGUUGCUAAACUGGCAAAGAAGCAAACAGAUAUGUUUGAGUUCCAGGUCUAA
Messenger RNA from Gavia stellata (red-throated loon), 4023 nucleotides. Its product is annotated as KIAA1549 like. The transcript has 21 exons. Bases 148 to 4023 code for a protein of 1291 amino acids. The record is from RefSeq and is a predicted model, not a curated record. NCBI's taxonomy places the organism in Eukaryota, Metazoa, Chordata, Aves, Gaviiformes, Gaviidae.